AUGUCUCAUACCUGCAUAUUUACGCAGAUUCUCGUUUUCUGGGGUUCUCACGCCCCGUCUUACUCGCAUUGCGCGGCUGCCGUCACAUCGAAACACAUCGAUAACUUUGCUAUGGACCAGAUCCUACACGAUCUUCUCAAGACGAAUGAUCCUCCAUCCAAUGAUAUUAUUCAGCUGAUCCGAGGCAUCCUUUCUGAACCGAGGAGGCAGCUGGAGGUGGUAAAGGCUGACAUCCAACGCCUUGAAGAAAUACAGGCUAAUUUAGAAGCCACGAUUCACCGCUACGACCCCAUUCUGAGCCCAGUUCGUCGCAUUCCCCCUGAUAUCCUCUCCACAAUCUUUAUGUACUGCCUACCGAUGGAUCGAAAUCCAGAUAUGCGUGCGUCAGAGUGUCCUAUGCUCCUGACUCGUGUCUGUAGCGCAUGGAGGUCUCUCGCACUGUCUUUCCCUCGUCUCUGGACCCAGAUACACAUACCAUAUCUUCAUUUAUCAACUAUUCCGCCGCGGUUUCUCUGGGAGGAUGCACCAAUUCAAGAUGAUGUAGACUUUGGUCAAAGUUCCGCCCCAGCAUCCCAGCUGAUUGAAACUCUUCGGCGUCGAUGCGAGGGAGUCCAAGAAUGGCUGACUCGAUCAGGAGAGUGUGCAUUGAAAAUCUCUAUAUACUAUCACACGCAGUUCUCCUGCAACCGUGAUACCUAUGGAUGGUCCAAGGACUCAACCACCAGCAUAUUUCUAUUAGCAGCUAUCAUGCCCUUUGCAUCACGUUUUAGAGAACUGGAGCUAGACUCCCCGGAUAAUAUCUACUCAAUCUUUGAGACCGCGCUAUCAUCAUGCAUCCUCACCAAUCUUGAAAAAUUGAAGGUGUCCCUCAAAGAUCCAUAUAUUAAAUAUAAUAAUCUAUCACUACCCCAAAAUCUCUUCGGAGAUGCGCCUAGCUUACGCUGUGUAUCGAUGAAUAGACUUCCUGACAAAAACAUCAAUUCCCUAAGGACCAACACUUCAUGGAGGAACUUGACCUCGCUUUCCAUCUUUUUCGGCUGUACACAGCAUCAAGUUAUGAUUCUGUUGGAGCGUUGUCCAAACCUACACCGUGCCCACUUUAGAAUUGUAGAUGACAAUGCUUCGUCGUUCGCGGAAUUUGCCAACGAUGUUAUACUGCCGAACCUCAAAUAUCUGUGGAUCAUUGAAGAACGAAUCAGCAAUCGACCCGGUGAUGAUAUGGUCUACAAUGGGUUGUACAAAUAUAUACAUGCUCCCCGACUACAGUAUCUCCAAUGUCGUGGAUCUCGCGAAUUGGAGCCGUCGGCCGCAUCACUCGAGUUGUUCCUGAAAAGAUCAACCCAAUUAGCGCAAAUCGGCUGGGUACAAAUGUAG
Messenger RNA from Psilocybe cubensis, 1374 nucleotides. RefSeq lists its product as uncharacterized. The coding region runs from base 1 to 1374 and encodes 457 amino acids. NCBI's taxonomy places the organism in Eukaryota, Fungi, Basidiomycota, Agaricomycetes, Agaricales, Agrocybaceae. The transcript has 2 exons. The record is from RefSeq and is a predicted model, not a curated record.